AUGGCUCGAGCACUGGGAGCACUAGUUGUGCUGGGGUUGUUGGGCCUGUGCUGGUCUCUGGCCCUUGCCAACCCUGUUCAUCCGGCUAGUGCCUCUGGGAAUGGAGCUGAAGAUGGGACUAGGAUCAAGCUGGACCCAGAUAUGCUCCAAUUCUGCUCAGAUGGCUUGAACUUUGAUGCUACCACUUUGGAUGAAAAUGGGACCAUGCUGUUUUUUAAAGGGGAGUUCGUGUGGAAGAUUCACCAUUGGGCCCGGAAGUCGAUCUCAGAGAGGUGGAAGAAUUUUACUGGCUCAGUGGAUGCUGCAUUCCGCCUUGGUCAUGACGGUGUCUUCCUAAUUAAGGGGGACAAAGUCUGGGUGUACCCUCACGAGAAGAAAGAGAAAGGAUAUCCGAAGUUGCUCCAAGAUGAGUUUCCUGGAAUCCCAUCCCCAUUGGAUGCUGCUGUGGAAUGUCACCGUGGAGAAUGCCAAGAGGAGGGCAUUCUCUUCUUCCAAGGUAACCGCACGUGGUUCUGGGACUUGGCUACAAGAACCAAAAAGGAGCGCUUCUGGCCGGCUGUUAGGAACUGCUCCUCUGCCAUCCAAUGGCUCAGCCGCUACUACUGCUUCCGUGGUAACCAGUUCCUGCGCUUCAACCCAGUCACGGGAGAGGUGCUUCCUAGGUACCCUCUGGACAUUCGAGACUACUUCCUACCCUGCCCUGGCAGAGGCCAUGGACACAGGAAUAGGACUGGCCAUGGGAAUGGUACCCAGCACGUUCCUGGAUAUGGGCGCUGUAGCCCAGAUCUAGUCUUGUCUGCACUGCUGUCUGACAACCAUGGUGCUACCUAUGCCUUCAGUGGGUCCUACUACUGGCGUCUGGACACCAGCCGGGAUGGGUGGCAUAGCUGGUCCAUUGUCCAGCAGUGGCCCAAGGGUCCUACAACAGUGGAUGCUGCCUUUUCUUGGGAUGAUAAACUCUAUUUGGUCCAGGGCACCCAGGUAUACAUCUUCCUAACAAAGGGAGGCUACACCCUAGUGAAUGGGUAUCCAAAGCAGCUAGAGAAAGAAUUUGGGAGCCCUCAGGGGAUAAGCCUUGAGGCUGUGGAUGCAGCCUUUAUCUGUCCCGGGUCUUCUCGACUCCACAUCAUGGCAGGACGGCGGCUGUGGUGGCUGGACCUGAAAUUAGGAGCUCAAGCCAUAUGGACAGAGCUUCCUUGGCCCCAUGAGAAGGUUGAUGGGGCCCUGUGCACGGAGAAGUCCCUCGGCCCCAACUCAUGUUCAGCCAAUGGUCUUGGCUUGUAUCUCGUCAGUGGCCCCAAUUUGUACUGCUACAGUGAUGUAGAGAAACUAAGUGCAGCCAAGGCUCUUCCACAAGCCCAGAGGAUGAACAGCCUCCUUGGCUGCAGUCACUGA
Pteropus alecto (black flying fox) is the source of this 1395-nucleotide messenger RNA. It is a transcript of the gene HPX, whose product is annotated as hemopexin. Gene Ontology annotation, molecular function: heme transmembrane transporter activity. The coding region runs from base 1 to 1395 and encodes 464 amino acids. NCBI's taxonomy places the organism in Eukaryota, Metazoa, Chordata, Mammalia, Chiroptera, Pteropodidae. The record is from RefSeq and is a predicted model, not a curated record. The transcript is spliced from 10 exons. Gene Ontology annotation, biological process: heme transport; intracellular iron ion homeostasis.